AUGCUAACAUCACUCUCUUGGGUAUGUUGGGUGUUUCCCAAUUUAGAUAUAGCACACCAGUUAGGUUCAGGGUUAAAUGGUCUUGGACUUGGAGCUGUUGGAUUUGAUUGGUCCAGUAUAUGUUCUUAUCUUGGUACCCCUUUGGCUAGUCCAUGGUUUGCUACUGCUAACAUUGCUGCUGGUUUUGCCAUUUUCAUGUAUCUCAUUGUUCCUACUGCUUAUACCCUUAAUCUUUACCAUGCAAGAAGAUUUCCCAUCUUUUCAGAUGGCUUGUUCAGCUCUGAUGGUCAAAAAUAUAACAUCUCGGCUAUUACUGACUCUAACUUCCACCUUGAUUUGGAAGCUUAUCAACGCCAGGGCCCUCUUUAUCUUAGCACCAUGUUUGCUAUGUCAUAUGGUAUUGGUUUUGCUUGCCUUUCUGCAACUCUUGUUCAUGUAUUGCUUUUCCAUGGAAGCGAUAUAUUGCAGCUGAGUAAGUCUGCGUUUCAAGGGAAGAAGAUAGAUAUACACACGAAGAUCAUGAGAAAAAAUUAUAAACAAGUUCCUGAAUGGUGGUUUUUAUGCAUUCUUUUGUUCAGCAUUACGGCAGCUACAUUUGUGUGUGAGUAUUACAACGAUCAACUCCAGCUACCAUGGUGGGGUGUGAUGUUAGCAUGUGCUGUUGCUAUAUCGUUUACUCUUCCUGUUGGAAUAAUCAGAGCUACGACAAAUCAGGCACCUGCUUUGAAUGUGAUAACAGAGUACAUAAUUGGAUACAUCUACCCUGGUUAUCCUAUUGCAGUCAUGUUGUUUAAAGUGUAUGGGAACAUGAGUAUGAAACAGGCCAUUUUCUUUUUGCAAGAUUUUAAGCUUGGCCAUUACAUGAAGAUUCCUCCUAGAGCAAUGUUCUUGGCACAGGUACUGGGCACAAUAAUAGCUGCAAUUGUGCAUCUAUUAACAGCAUGGUGGCUAAUAGAAACAAUUCCAAAUAUAUGCCAUAGGGAAUUGCUUCCACCAGGAAGCCCAUGGACUUGCCCAGGUGAUCAUGUAUUCUAUGAUGCAUCUGUCAUAUGGGGUUUGAUAGGGCCUCGCAGAAUGUUUGGAAAUCUAGGACACUACUCAGCCAUCAACUGGUUUUUCUUGGCUGGUGCUAUUGCUCCUUUAGUUGUUUGGCUAGCACACAUAGCCUUCCCUGAUAAACCAUGGAUUAAACUUAUUACUAUGCCUGUACUGUUAGGAGCAUUAUCCGAAAUGCCUCCAGCUAAACCAAGUUACUGA
Messenger RNA from Vicia faba (fava bean), 1257 nucleotides. Lineage: Eukaryota; Viridiplantae; Streptophyta; Magnoliopsida; Fabales; Fabaceae. The record is from the annotation of a GenBank genome assembly.